Molecule: messenger RNA, 3748 nt
Organism: Pelmatolapia mariae (spotted tilapia)
Lineage: Eukaryota; Metazoa; Chordata; Actinopteri; Cichliformes; Cichlidae
Gene: mgrn1b
Product: mahogunin, ring finger 1b
Exons: 16
Coding region: 398-2038 (546 amino acids)
Biological process (GO): endosome to lysosome transport; protein ubiquitination; negative regulation of G protein-coupled receptor signaling pathway
Cellular component (GO): cytoplasm; nucleus; plasma membrane
Molecular function (GO): ubiquitin protein ligase activity
Source: RefSeq, a predicted model, not a curated record
AGCAGCGUUGAAUUUGCUGGAUUGGAGCUGACGCCCGUGCUCUGACACCUUCCCUUCGUUACUAAAUUAGCUCCGUGUGGACCUCCGGGCAGUCCCUACACACAGAGCGAACGCUCCGGAACGCUCGGCGACAGCCAAUCAGCGUGUCUCCCUGCUUUGUUAGCUCUCCUCUGGCAAAACAACAGCUCGUUUCGAUUUGUUUUUCUUUUCGCCGCGUAGCCACCAAAAAACAGAGCGAGUAAAAUGUUAGAAUAAAUAAAGCUUGUAUUUGUGUUUGGUGUUAUUAUCGUUUUGGUGUUAGUCUAGACUGAAGGCAGAGGAAGUUGGAACUGCCGACGCAUCGUUCGCUGCUAGCUAACUGGAGCUAAUAUCGAGCGACCCAACAGAGAAAGCAGAGAUGGGGUCCAUCCUGAGUCGUAGAAUCGCUGGUGUUGAAGACAUCGAUAUUCAAGCCAACUCGGCUUACCGAUUUCCACCGAAAUCUGGGAAUUAUUUUGCCAGCCACUUUUUCAUGGGAGGAGAAAAAUUUGACACACCACAUCCAGAGGGAUACCUUUUUGGGGAAAACAUGGACCUGAAUUUUCUUGGAAAUAGGCCAGUGCAGUUUCCAUAUGUAACACCUGCACCCCAUGAGCCUGUGAAAACCCUGAGGAGUCUGGUGAACAUCAGGAAGGAUUCUUUGCGUUUGGUCAGGUAUAAAGAUGACUCUGACACACUGGUGGAGGACGGCGGGAAACCAAAGGUCCAGUAUGGUGUGGAGUUCACUUUUGAUGCUGAUGCUCGAGUGGCUAUCACCCUCUACUGCCAGGCAUUUGAGGAGUUCUCCAAUGGCAUGGCAGUGUACAGCCCAAAGGAUCCGUCGAUGGCCUCUGAAACUGUGCAUUACAAGCGGGGGGUGAGCCAGCAGUUCUCCAUGCCGUCUUUUAAAAUAGAUUUCAGCGAAUGGAAAGAAGAAGAUCUGAAUUUUGACCUCGACCGAGGAGUGUUUCCCAUGGUGAUCCAAGCUGUGGUUGAUGAAGGGGACGAUUUCCUUGGACAUGCUCAUGUGCUUUUGGCAGCAUUUGAAAGACAUGUUGAUGGGAGUUUCUCAGUGAAACCUCUGAAGCAGAAGCAAAUUGUGGACCGUGUAAGCUACCUCUUGCAGGAGAUUUAUGGAAUCGAGAACAAAAACAACCAAGAAACUAAGCCAUCUGAUGAUGAGAACAGUGACAACAGCAACGAGUGCGUCGUGUGUUUGUCUGACCUGCGAGACACGCUUAUCCUGCCCUGCAGACACCUGUGUCUCUGCAACUCCUGUGCAGACACUCUGCGGUACCAGGCCAACAACUGCCCCAUCUGCAGGCUGCCCUUCAGAGCCUUGCUUCAGAUCAGAGCUGUGAGGAAAAAGCCUGGAGCUCUUUCUCCUGUGUCCUUUAGUCCAGUUCUGGCUCAGACUAUGGACCACGAUGAGCACUCAGGCACAGACUCAGUUCCUCCUGGCUUCGAGCCCAUCUCACUGUUAGAGGCCCUGAAUGGUUUGCGCUCGGUGUCUCCUGCCAUCCCAUCAGCCCCCCUCUAUGACGACAUCAAUUUCUCUGGGGGUCUGGGAGGGGACAACAGACAGUUAAGCUCUCCAGAGCAUUUAAGCGAUGGAAGUCUGCAGAAAGGCAAAGUCAGCAAGUCACCUGACAGCACCCUGAGGUCUCCAUCGUCUCCAAUCCAGGAGGAGGAUGAAGAGAAGCUGUCAGAGAUGUCAGAUGCUCAGCCACACACUCUUCUGUCCAGUAGCCCCGCCCCCACAGAUGCCACAGCGACUGAGGACGUGGCAGAAUCCCUGUCUCCAGAUGACGAGGACAGGAUGCAUUCUGGAGGAGACAUUCUGCAGGACUGCAUCAGUGAACACAGCAGCUUGACCAAAACAGAGAGUGACCCACCAGGUGAUCUGUCUUUGCCAGGGUCAUCAGAAAGCCUGAAAAGUCAGAGCACAAACUGCUCCAGCCAGCCUCUCCUGUGUCCCACGAGCAGCCUUCAUAUGGAAGAUGAACAUCUCAUCCACUAACUCCUCCCAUCUUUGCUUCAGAGAUCAUCCAGCUCUUUCAUUCCUUUCACCCCCACAGCUUAGUCUUCUGCUCGUGUGAUCAGAGCUGACAACAGCCCCGAAAGGACGUUAACAAGAGUGAGGCAGGACUCUGUUUAUUCCAUCAGCAUCUCUUGACAAAACAAAAGAAAUUGGACUGUCGCAAAGAUGUUUGUGAUGGCUUGUUCUAUGACUGAAGUUUAAAAAAAAAAGAUCACCUCAGCUUUUUAUUAACUCUCAAAUGGUGUUCAGUCGUCAAGUUGUUGUUUAGUACUGUUUAUUCCAGAGAAAUUUCACUACCUGCCAUGGUGGUGCUUUUAAGCACACUUACUUUAAAUUAACGCUGUAUCAAAGUUUUUGACACUAAAUUCUAAAGAAUUCAUAAAUAAGGAUUGUGUUUGGAAAUCAGUGACACACUUUAAUGACUUGACACUUAAAGCAUUUUAUUCCUGUCAGGCUGAUUUAUGGGCUAAAGUUUGUAUUACUUGUGUAUCCGUGUAGCCAUUUGAGGUGAUUUUGCUCUCCUAACAAAAUCAGUUAUAAUUCAUUCCUCACAACAAAAGUAUAUAAUGACAUAUGUCUUAAGCUGUCUGCUGUCUAAAACAUCAACACGUGGUUUUAUCAUUUCAAACUAUAUAUCUAUGUAUUACAACUAGAGUCCUGUGUAGUUGCCUUUAAAAUUGUACAUUUUUUAUAUAUAUAUAUUAUAUAAUAUAUAAAAAAAUAUAAAUAAAGGAACUACAUUCAGUUAACAUGCACAAUAUUUAAGACUUUGAUAAUCAAAAAGAGCUACAGAUUUACAUCCUAACAGCUGAACUCAAAGAUAGCUAAAGCCUGCUACAAGCAUAGAUGCUGCACCUACAUGUUUGCUGACUUAGUGUGGCACAGUAAGGGUGCUCGUGGUAUAUGUGGCAAAUUUCUACAGUCCCUUUUUUUUCCCUGUGGCAAUGCCAGUGUCUGCUUCUGUGAUGUAGCUGCAAAAAAAGGGGUCACGUGUUUGUGUGGCUGCAGCGACUGUACUUACCUUGGUUGUGUACGUGUAGCACACUGCAUAUAGAUCUAUGUGCCUUGAAUUAAUAUGGCUGCCUGCUUGUUGCAAUGGACAUUAGUGUUCUUAAAAUGCCACAGUAUACAACAGUUUCAGCCUGUAGACAGGAUUUUUUUGAUGCUGAUGUACAGACCCUCUUCUUUUUUUUUUUUUCUAUCGCAAACUUCAUGCUACUGGAAAAACGUAUCUUGUUAUCGAGCAAUAUUCAAUUGAACUGUUCAUUUACUAUGUUAUUGCCAUGUGUUGAUUAUGCAUUCAAUAUUAGUGUUUAGGUUCAGGUGGGUUCUCCUCGUAACAUUUGUGUUUUUGAAAGGAAGGCAUCCGAUGCAAUAGAUGCAAAGGUAAAUGCAUCUUAAUAAUUGGGCUCGCAUUUGCAUGUGAAUUUGUAGAUGCUUAAACCUCUGACUCCUUUGAAUUCUUUUUUUCUUUUGGUAACGUGCUUAUUUUGUCUUUACCCCCUCCUUUUCUGUGCCAUUUCAACUUGACACUGUGCCUUCCUGUUCUGACCACUAUUGACCUGGUAUCCAGGAUAACUCCACACUAGGUGGUAUUUGGCUCUCUGUAAAAUCAAUACCUGUCUUUUCCUGUGUGUGUGUGUAUAUAGCAGCAUGUGUAUAACAAUAAAGAAAGAAUCAUUACUUCAA